Molecule: messenger RNA, 1890 nt
Organism: Corylus avellana
Lineage: Eukaryota; Viridiplantae; Streptophyta; Magnoliopsida; Fagales; Betulaceae
Source: RefSeq, a predicted model, not a curated record
ACUGCGUCCCUCGUGUUGUCCCAUCAGCAACAGUAAAGGCUCAGGCUUUGGAGGGAACCCUGUUCCUUGUUCCCCGCCAAAAAUUACAUUUCAUCCACCAAACCUUUUAUGAUUUAUCCCUUCGUGAUUCUUUUUGGCUUCUCUCUAACGGCCAACGGGAACGCCACUCCGCCCAUGAGAAACGCUGUCGUUUAGUUCUCGCCAUUGGCAUGAGCGGUGUUUCUACAAAGUUUCCAUUACAGAAAGUAUUGGAUCCAUCUGAUUAUGGAGACUAGUUGUUUAAUUCAAGAACCCCAAAAGAAGCAGAAACUGAAUGAAGAAGAUGAGGACAUUGAUGGGAACAGCAAAUGCUUAAGUGACUUACCUGAGGAGAUUCUUCGACACAUCCUUUCCUUUCUUCCAACAAAACACGCUGUUAGGACAAGCGUGCUUUCUAAAAGGUGGGAAUAUCUAUGGGCUUCUAUUCCCAAUCUAGAUUUUAAAAGAUCCUUGCCAACAUAUUUUAAUGGUCCAAUUGAAAAGUACAAGAGUAAAAGAAGGCUUUUGAUGAAUUUUGUGGAAAGGGUGCUUUGUCUACGUGACUCCUAUGCUAUAAAACGAUUCACUCUCCCUUGUGAUGUGUUAGGUGAUGCUGCUCGUGUUAAUACCUGGAUUUCUGCCGUAGUAAGGCAUAAUGUUCAAGAAUUGAAUAUUUACCUUGACAAAUUCAAGGGAGAAUUUUCGCUGCCUUAUUGCUUGUUUACUUGUAAGACAUUGACAAGCUUACACCUUAAUAUGCCCUGUAUCCUCGAGCUUCCCACUACAAUUUGGUUCUCAAAUCUAAAGAACUUGACUAUCGAAUAUGUAACAUUUUCAGAUGAGUACUUAACCCAGCACUUAUUCUCUGGUCUGCCCGUCCUUAAGAAGUUAAGUUUAACCGAUUGCAGCUGGGGAGGUCUCAAGGUUGUGUGUAUUUCUGCUCCCAAGCUUCAUUCUCUGAGCAUAUGGGAAUCUGAGAGGCCAGAUUCGAGUUAUGGGGAUGGUUGUGAGGUUUUGAUUUUUGCAGUCCGACUCAAAGAAUUUGAAUACAGUGGUGAACUGUUCAUCAACUAUUGCUUAAACAAUUCAUUCUCACUGGAAAAGGCAGAGAUUACUGUUUUCUCUAAUAAUACAUCAGCUCAAGUUGCUCAUCGCAUGUAUAAACUUCUUAUAGGGCUCUCCAACGUAAAAUUACUGCAACUUUCCUGUGCGGUGGUUGAGGUUUUGAUAGAUGCAGCAGAACACCUACUUCAUAUGCCAAUGUUCAAUAACCUGACGGAUUUGAUAUUAUAUGACGGUUAUUGGUCAGUAGCUCUUGACAGUGUACUGUUGAGGAUAUUGCAUAAAUCUCCUUGUCUCGAAACUCUGAAAUUUUGGAAGGGGAUCAGAUUGUGGGAGAACGAUGAUUGGAUACUAGACCCAGUGCCUCCAUGUUUCUUGUCCCAUGUCAAAUGGAUUGAAGUUGGUGAUUAUGAUGGAGAUAGGGAAGAGUUUUCUGCUGUGAAGAUUUUGCUCAAGAAUGCUGUUGUUUUGAAUGAAAUAGUUAUAUUUUGCUCAGUGCACUUAAGAGGGAACUUAGAAAAGCAAGAGAAUCUCUACAAACAGUUGAUAGAGAUCCCUAAAGGGUCACGGAAUUGUAAAAUUGUUUUGAAAUGAGCCUUUCUUGAGCUCUUAUUUUUGAAAAAAUCCCUUAAUUCCUCUUCCUUGGAAGAUUAAAAGUAUGACUUGUUCUUGUUAGCCUUCUACCCUACCUAGGUAACUACUAACUUCUUGUUACAGAAUAUUGGUUUCUGUUAUUUGUGAUAAUUAGUUUUGAAUCCUUUAAGCUUACAAGUGUGCUAAUUUUAUGUGUUCAGUGUUUGUUUUUCUAUU